GGAGAGGACCACACUGCAAAGGCUCUUCCCUAAUCUUUAGACGAAGCAAUUCUCAAUCUCAGAAAUAAUUUUCCAGUAGCAUCCACUCCACUUCCGACUUCCUCUCUACCCCAAAUCCCCAUGAAAUAAGCAAGUAGGUGUCUUUCGGCCAGCAACAGGGGCAGAAGCCGCAGAGGCCAUUCUGAAAAGCUUACCAGAACGAAGCAGAGUCAAAAUAAGCUCCACUAAAAGUCAGGAAAUAGAAAUUCAGUGGAAAACGAUUUCUGCUAGCUAAUACCUGAUGAGCCACUCCACCCUCUUCAUCCCAACAAAGGCAUAACAAUAAUUAAUGGAUCGAGAGCUUCACGGCCAGCCAGCCGCAGCUAUGGACUACUCCGUCUUUUCAUUGGCAGGCAAUUUCAGGAUUCAGGGCAACGAAAGGCAAGAGCUUUACAACUUGCAGACAACUUCAGCUGUUGAUUUCCACGGAUCUUUUGAGCAGCAGCAAAACUUCCUUUUUAAUGAUGCAAAGUUCUUUUCAGUAGUUAGUGGAAGCCAAAAGCUAAAGCUUUCCAAAUACUUCUUUCCGGCACGGGAGCUGCUCAGCGAGUUCUGUGACCUUGGAGGGUUCAUGAGAAAUUCGAAGCAAAAAACAGAGAUUGGAAGGUUAAGGGAAGGAGAAACUGCUUCUGCUUCCUCUCUGCUGGACCAUUCGAUGAGUUCUCUCAACGUACUACAGCUGCAGAAGAGACAGGCUGCCCUGCUGACUAUGCUGGAAGAGUUGGACAGGAGGUAUAGGCGAUACCGCGAGCAAAUGGCUACGGUGGCUUCUUCCUUCGAAGCGGUGGCCGGCGAAGGUGCAGCGACGGUGUAUCUUGCGCUGGCUUCGAAGGCUAUGUCGAGGCAUUUCAGAUGCUUGAGAGACGGCAUUGUAGGGCAAAUGAAAGCGAUGAGGAAGGCGGUUGCAGGGCUAGAACCAACUACAGAGCCGGGAAUAAGCAGAGGAGAGACGCCGAGAUUGAAGCUGAUCGACCACUACUGGCUUAGAGAGAAGAGGGUGUUUCAACAGCGUGACAUUUUCAUGGAUCAGCAGCCAUGGCGGCCUCAGCGAGGCCUUCCUGAACGUUCGGUUUCGGUUCUACGUGCUUGGCUCUUCGACCAUUUUCUUCACCCGUACCCAAGCGAUGUUGAUAAGCAUAUAUUAGCCAGGCAAAGCGGCCUCACCAGAAAUCAGGUUACUAAUUGGUUCAUCAACGCAAGGGUGAGGCUAUGGAAGCCCAUGAUAGAGGAGAUAUACUUGGAGGAAAUAAAAGAAGACGAACUAAACCCAGGCCCUAGCUUCUCCUCCAUUGAUCCCAAAAAGCAGGCCGAAGGUGUCCCCGAGCCGGACUCCUCCUUCAUUAACGCCGACUGCCGAGGCCAUACGAAUCAGAGAAGCUUCCACAACUACCCAAAUCAAGUUCAAAUAACAGACCAUUUCGGUUUAGCAGACUUUGAUUUGUCUUCCUAUGCCGAAUGCAGCGGUCAGAGUUACAGUGGCUAUGGAGUCUCCCUCACACUUGGCUUGCAGCAACACAAUGGCAGCGGUUGCGACGGAGGCGGUGGCUUCUCGUUGUCGCCGAUGAAUCAUCUGAAAUCUGCCGUGAUCGACGGCGAGGUGCGGAAACUAUCUGACAGGAACUUGAUGGGAGCUCAAGUGCUGCAUGACUUAGAGGGUCCGAAAGCCGGCUGGGGUUAAGUUGAGAAAAAAAAUAUUACGUGUAAAUUUGAUGAUAUUGUGGUGGUAUUAUGAUAUUAUUCAUAUUAUUGUUUAGGGAGUUCCCUGAUUUUAAUAUAGGUGAUUUGAUAGUAUCUCUUAAAUGCUUUGUGCCAAAAUACAUGUUAAGGGAGAAAUGUUGGACUUGUUU
Messenger RNA from Phalaenopsis equestris, 1886 nucleotides. RefSeq names its product homeobox protein BEL1 homolog. Gene Ontology annotation, molecular function: RNA polymerase II cis-regulatory region sequence-specific DNA binding; DNA-binding transcription factor activity, RNA polymerase II-specific. The record is from RefSeq and is a predicted model, not a curated record. Gene Ontology annotation, biological process: regulation of transcription by RNA polymerase II. Bases 329 to 1717 code for a protein of 462 amino acids. Lineage: Eukaryota; Viridiplantae; Streptophyta; Magnoliopsida; Asparagales; Orchidaceae. The transcript has 4 exons.